AAUAUCUGUAGUCAACGGGUUGCUGGAAACAUCGCUCGGAAGAGGUGCCCGGCGCUGUAACGCAUCGCGGAGCCGUCAGUGCCGUGUCGCCAUGCUGCCCGACGACUUCCCCGCCGGAAUCAAAGUCCCGCCCUGGUUCAUUCUGCUCUUCUUCAUGCCUUUCAGCAUCCCUGGCAGGGACUUGAAAGACAGCAGCACUCAGAUACAGGACAUCUGGGGGAACAGUGAAAGGGAAGCUGAUCUGCGCAGGGUGGUGUUCGUCAUCCAGAGCCAGCGGAACUCCUUCCACGAGCGGCGGGCGAAGCAGCAGAAAGCGAAGCUUUUGCGGCAGGCGGAGGACCUGAAAGCGAACCUGCCCACCGUGCUGCUUCUGCACAACCUCACCGGCAACGAUGGCGACUGGAGCAUUCUGCCAGUUCUGCCACUCCUAGCUUCCGUUUAUGGGGAGACCUCCUCAUGGUUCAUUUUCCUGGAAGAGGACACCAAUGUACGGAUGGAACGUCUGCUCCGGGCCCUGAGCCGGUUCGACCCAGCAAAGGAGUGGUUCCUGGGAAAGGCCCUUCGUGACGAGGAGGCCACCAUCACCCACCACUACGCCUUUGCUGACGACCCGUCCGCCUUCAGCUACCCAGACUUCUCGGCAGCCUGGGCCCUGAGCACGCCGCUCAUCCUCAGGCUUGCCAGCAAGGUGAAAGAUGAACCACUAAAAUCAGAUUUCACCAUCGACCUAAAGCACGAGAUUGCACUCUACAUUUGGGCAGAUGGCCAGGGGCCUAGUCUGUCCACCGUCACAGAGCUCUGCACAGAUUUGGAGGGUUCCAGUCAAGCCAGGGACUGUGCCACCACCCUCCCCGAGCACAUACCUCAAUGCGGUGACCCAGUGAGGAAGGAGGAGAUUUUCGUGGCUGUUAAAACGUGCCAGAAGUUUCAUAAGGAGAGAAUCUCAAUGGUGAAGAAGACAUGGGAGAAGGAUGCAGCCUUGCUGGAGUACUACAGCAAUUACGCAGACCCCGACAUACCCACCAUCGACCUCGGCGUCCCAAACACAGAGAGAGGGCAUUGUGGGAAAACCUUCGCCAUCCUGCAGCGGUUCUUGAGUGACGCCGUACCGAAGGCUGACUGGCUGCUGAUUGUGGAUGAUGACACAUUGAUUAGUCUCCCAAGAUUGCGGACCCUCCUACGGUGCUAUGACCCCCGCGAGCCGCUGUGUUUGGGGGAGCGCUAUGGCUAUGGACUGGGCCGGGGUGGCUACAGCUAUAUCACCGGAGGAGGGGGGAUGGUGUUCAGUCGCCCGGCAGUGUCCCAGUUGCUGGCCAGCAGCUGCAGAUGCUACAGCGACGAGGCUCCAGAUGACAUGGUGCUGGGCAUGUGCCUGAGCUCCCUAAGGAUCCCCGUCACGCACAGCCCGCUCUUUCACCAGGCACGACCCGUGGACUAUGCUAGGGACCUCCUGGCUCACCAGGCCUCCAUCUCCUUCCACAAGCACUGGAACAUUGACCCGGUUGCGGUCUUCCACGAGUGGCUGGUGGACCCAGUUGUGCCACUGGGACAUGAAGGAGGGAGAGAGGAACUUUAGUGACCUUGAUGCCCUGCAGGAGUCCAACAUGGGAUGACAUCAUCGGCCUUUUUUUCCAUUUCUUUUAGUGUAAAUAUAGAACAUUUUGUCGCAGCUGCAGCGGAAUGAUUGUCACACAUGGGGCUGUGUCUUGUUGCGCAAUUCCUGCAAUAAGAAUUCCAGUCACAGAGUCCUGAAAUUAUAUGGUGUUUUGAAAGGCUCUUUUGAAAAUGGAAUGUUUUAUAUACCAAUACACAUUUUUCCUUGUAUAGUUUCAAUUUUGUAAUACAACUAAAGUUUCGGAAUGUUAAGGCUUUGUCAGGCGGCAUCUGUGUUUUUUAAUGUAUUAUAUUAACCAGUCCAAA
Messenger RNA from Brienomyrus brachyistius, 1920 nucleotides. It is a transcript of the gene b3glctb, whose product is annotated as beta 3-glucosyltransferase b. Bases 92 to 1576 code for a protein of 494 amino acids. The transcript is spliced from 15 exons. NCBI's taxonomy places the organism in Eukaryota, Metazoa, Chordata, Actinopteri, Osteoglossiformes, Mormyridae. Gene Ontology annotation, cellular component: membrane. Gene Ontology annotation, molecular function: acetylglucosaminyltransferase activity. The record is from RefSeq and is a predicted model, not a curated record.